GGUAUCUGGCCUUGGCAGGUUGGAACCAUCAUAGGGGAGAAAGGCCCUGAGCCUCUGAGAAAGGCCUUAGGGGGACCUGCAUUGUGAUGACCACAUCAACUAUGACAUCAUCCUCUCUCCCAUCCUUCACUCCUCCCUGAUCAGCUGCUCUGCAAACAACCAUCAGUCUGAAUCCCAACGGCCUGAGAAAGUCUUUUCUCCAGUACCUGCUGCUGAUCUUCUGCCAAAGCCUGCAAGAAGCACCAUGAAAUUGAUAUUCACUGAGAAAAACUAUGACAGCUUCCUGCUGCAGAAACUGAAUGAACAGAGGAAACGCAAAGAGUACUGGGACAUGGCCCUGACUGUGAACCACCAUGUCUUCUUUGCACAUCGCAUUGUGCUGGCUGCUGUCUCUUCAGUAGUGAAGAACAUCAUCUCUGCAAAUGAUGUGAAGACCACCGAUGAGCUCUUUAUCACCAUUGACCCCAACUACCUGAGUCCGGCCACCGUGGACCAGCUCCUGGACUACUUCUACAGCGGCAAGGUGGUGAUCUCGGAGCAGAACGUGGAGGAGCUCCUUCGUGGGGCCCAGUAUUUCAACACACCGCGCCUUCAAAUCCACUGCAAUGACUUCCUGAUUAAGUCCAUCCGCCGUGCCAACUGCUUGCACUAUCUCAUCUUGGCUGAGUUGUUUGGGCUCAAAGAGGUAUCAGACUUGGCCUACAAUGGCAUUCGUGACAACUUCCACUACUGGGCCAGUGCUGAGGGUUCCAUGCAGCCUGAGAGCUUCAUGCGCUGCCCACCUGUCAUCUUUGGCCGCCUGCUUCAAGAUGAAAACUUGCAUUUGCUCAAUGAGGACCAGGCUCUCAGCGCACUUAUCAAUUGGGUGUACUUCCGCAAGGAUGAGCGGGAGAAGUAUUUCAAGAAGUUCUUCUCUUACAUCAAUCUCAAUGCCGUCUCCAAUAAGACGCUGAUGUUUGCCAGCAACAAGUUGAUGGGCAUGAAGAACAACUCGGCCCACGCAACCCUGAUUGAGAGUGUCCUUGUGGAACGAAAGCAGGAGAGGCCAUCCAGCCUGCUGAGCUACCAGCGGAAAGGGGCCUUGCUUGAUUCGGUGGUCAUCCUAGGUGGCCAAAAGGCCCAUGGCAAGUACAACAGUGGAGUGUUUGCCUAUAUCAUCCAGGAGAACUUGUGGUUGAAGCUCUCAGAGAUGCCCUAUCGGGCAGCAGCACUUAGUGCCACCUCUACUGGUCGCUACAUCUAUGUCUCUGGUGGCACCAAUGAGCAAAUUACAGGGCUGAAGACCGCUUGGCGGUAUGACAUGGAUGACAACUCCUGGACCAAGUUGCCUGACCUGCCCAUUGGGCUUGUCUUCCACACCAUGGUGACCUGUGGGGGGACAGUGUACUCAGUGGGUGGGAGCAUUGCCCCAAGGCGGUAUGUCUCUAAUAUCUAUUGUUAUGAUGAGCGCAAGGAGGCCUGGUGCCUGGCAGGGAAGAUGAGCAUCCCUAUGGAUGCCACAGCCGUGAUCACCAAGGGUGACCAGAACCUGUACAUUGUCACUGGGCGGUGCUUGGUGAAGGGCUACAUCUCCCGAGUCGGGGUGGUGGACUGUUUUGACACCAACACUGGGGAGGUGGUCCAGAGUAUCACCUUCCCCAUUGAGUUCAGCCACCGGCCCCUGCUGUCUUUCCAUCAGGACAACAUCCUCUGUGUGCACAGCCACCGGCAGAGCAUGGAAAUUAACCUGCAGAAGAUAAAGGCCAACAAGAUGACCACGUCAGUGCCUCUCUUGCCCAACAACUGCCCCCUAGAUGUGUCCCAUGCUAUAUGCUCCAUUGGAGAUGGCAGGGUGUUUGUAUGUGGGGGUGUCACCAGAGCCAGUGAUGUUCAGAAAAGGGACUACACCAUCAAUCCAAACGCAUACUUGCUGGACCAAAAGACAGGCAAGUGGAAGACCCUGGCUCCCCCACCGGAGCCACUGGACUGUCCCGCCUGCUGUCUAGCCAAGCUACCUUGCAAGGUUCUUCAAAGGAAUUAAACCACUUUUUAGUUGGGAGAAUAAGUAAAUGCAUUAUUAUUCACAAUUUAAUGAGAGAGAGAAAGAGAGGAAGAUGGCCUGUGGGUUCCUU
Molecule: messenger RNA, 2111 nt
Organism: Ceratotherium simum simum (southern white rhinoceros)
Lineage: Eukaryota; Metazoa; Chordata; Mammalia; Perissodactyla; Rhinocerotidae
Product: calicin
Molecular function (GO): protein binding
Source: RefSeq, a predicted model, not a curated record